This is a messenger RNA of Chiroxiphia lanceolata (lance-tailed manakin), 2461 nucleotides long. It is a transcript of the gene ACKR2, whose product is annotated as atypical chemokine receptor 2. Gene Ontology annotation, cellular component: membrane. NCBI's taxonomy places the organism in Eukaryota, Metazoa, Chordata, Aves, Passeriformes, Pipridae. Gene Ontology annotation, molecular function: chemokine receptor activity. The transcript has 5 exons. Gene Ontology annotation, biological process: immune response; G protein-coupled receptor signaling pathway; chemotaxis. The record is from RefSeq and is a predicted model, not a curated record. Bases 411 to 1796 code for a protein of 461 amino acids.
CUGGUGGAAGGUGUCCCUGCCCAUGGCAGGGGGUGGGACUGGGUGGGGUUUAAGAUCACUUCCAACCCAAACCAUCCCGGGAUUCUGUGACAUCAGGUGGAGCUCUUCAGCAAAGGGCAAAGUCAGAGCUCAAUUUACACAGAAUCUGAGAAUCCCAGCUUUCAAGCAGAGCUUGCCUUACACCCGCUGUGUGCCAGACAGUGGAUUUGGAAGCCCAGAGUUAAUCCAGAAGCUGUUCCUGACGCAAAGCAAACCGUUCUCUGGAGCAGAAGGAAAAAUCCACUGGGAUCCGGGAGAUGCCUAAAAUCCUCCCCUAAACCUGAGGGCAGCUCAUCAGGGCAAAACAGCAAGGGGUUGAGGAUCCUGCUGCAUCCAAAGAGCACAUGAGUUAAUCAGAUUUCCUGGAAAACAUGCAGAUUUCUACAACAAGGUCUCAGCAUGUGCUCAGACAGGGUGGAGACCAUUUAUCCACUGCUGUCAUCCUUGACCAACACCAGGAAAAGCAAAAACAAAACCAGGGAGUGCAUAUUUCCUGCCCACUUGCUGUUGCACAAGUGAAAGAGAUUCCUAAAAGCCUGAUCCGAGCAUUCAGCAGGAUGGAAACAGGGGAAGAAACUCCUCUGCCUGGAAUUGCCUGGAAUGGGUAUUUAAGCAAUUUUAGGCAUGGGACCAUAGCAGGCAGCCACUUGUCAAACACAACCUCAGUGGUGACAACAACAACCACAACCCCCUGGCUGGAUGGUGCCAACUCCAGUGAGUACCCGUAUGAGUACCUGGACGAGGAGGAUUACGGGCAGUAUGGGCUCUGCACCAAGGAGGAGGUGCUCUCCUUCAGCAAAGUGUUCCUGCCUUCGCUUUACACCGUGGUCUUCCUGCUCGGGAUGGCCGGGAACACCCUCCUGUUCACUGUCCUCAUUAUGUACAUCAGGAAGAGGAAGAAGAUGACUGAGGUGUAUCUGCUGAACCUGGUGGUUUCAGACUUCUUCCUGCUGCUGACCCUUCCUUUCUGGGCUCUGUACGUUUCUCAGGGGGUCACCUGGGAUGUUUUGUGCCCGGUCUUAAAUGCCAUGUACACUCUGAACUUCUACAGUGGCAUCUUUUUUGUGAGCUGCAUGAGUCUGGACAUGUAUCUGCAGAUAGUUUAUGCUUGCUCUGCUCACAGCUCCACAUCAUGGAGGAAGUCCAUCCUUGGCUUGUUGGUGGUGUGGAUCCUUUCCAUACUUCUCUCCAUUCCUGAUGGCCUCUUCACCAGCACAAGGCAAAGCCACAAUAAAACCACCGUGUGCACCCAGGAUUAUGGCCAGGACCACUUAUUUUGGAAAGUUGUCUUUCGGGUCACUCAAAACAUCCUGGGCUUCCUUUUGCCCUUCCUCUUCAUGGUGUUCUGCUACUCCCGCAUCGCCUGUGUCCUCAGCACAUCACAGCUGCCUGGCUCCAGGAGAGCUCUCUGCUUGGUCUUCACUCUGGUGGGUGUCUUCUUUGUCCUGUGGUCUCCCUACAACAUUGUCCUCAUCCUCCACUCCCUGCAGGAUGUCGGUGUGAUCAGGAGCUGUGAAAGCAGCAGGAAGCUGGACUAUGCCAUGCAGGUCACAGAGAGCUUGUCCUUUGUCCACUGCUGUCUCAACCCCUUGCUCUAUGCUUUUGUGAAGAAACGAUUCAGGUCCUACUUGUGGAAGAUCCCUCAGGCCAUUUUCAGGAGAAGUGGUUUCUUUCACAUCCAGCCCUCAGAGACAAGCCCAUCUUGCAGCAGAUACGUGGCUGAGAUAGAAAUGUUGAGUAUCACAACUGUAUCAUAAAUAUUUACAUUAUUUACACUGUGUGUGUACCCUCUGUGCUGCAUUUGGUCCUGGCCAUGGGAUGGAGUUGGUGUGAGCCCACAACGCUUGGUAGUCAGACAGUUCAUCCAAGAACCACCUUCGAGAUGAGGAUUUUCCGUGUUGGGAUUGGGAAAGUACUUGUGGGAUUUGUUUCUGUUGAUACAAAACUGGGAGGAGCUGUUGACUCCCUGGAAGGCAGGGAGGCCCUGCAGAGAGACCUCAAAAAGUCAGAGGGCUGGACAACCAUCAGCCAUGGGAAGUUCAACAAGGGGAAGUGCCGGAUCCUGCCCCUGGAAUGGGGCAACCCCGGAUGUACGGACAGACUGGGAAUGAGAGGCUGGAAAGCAGUGCUGGGAAAGGGACCUGGGGGUCCAGGUCCAUGGCCAGUUGGCCAUGAGUCAGCAGUGCCCUGGCAGCCAGGAGGGCCAACCCUGUCCUGGGGGGCAUCAGGGAGGGGAUUGUCCCACUCUGCUCUGCCCUGGGGCAACCUCACCUGGAAUAUUGGGGCAGUUUGGGGGCACAGCAAUAUAAGGAAGAUAUUGAGCCGAUGGAGAGUGUUCAAAGGAGGGAAUGAGGAUGGGGAAGGGCCUUGAUUUGAAGCUGUGUGAGGACACUGAGGGCACUUGGUGUGUUCAGCUGCAGAA